This is a messenger RNA of Anisakis simplex (herring worm), 603 nucleotides long. The record is from the annotation of a GenBank genome assembly. NCBI's taxonomy places the organism in Eukaryota, Metazoa, Nematoda, Chromadorea, Rhabditida, Anisakidae.
AUGGGUUACGAGAACAUCGGUGGUGGUAAACUGCGUGCAAAUGGUACUCCAGCACCAGCUAGAAAUCGAUCUCAUACAACUGCAGUUAAGGAUCGUGGACCGGAAGAUAAAAACAGGGCACUUGAUACUCAAGCGCCGAUAACGAUGGGUGAUGAGGAUGACGAACAGACUGGCAUUCAUGGUAAAUGUCAGAUGAUCAUCUGUGAUAAGGAACAUCACGAUAAACCCAAAUAUAAACAGAAGGAGUUCAUGCGACCGAAGUAUGGAGCCGUAAGUUUCGAUGUGAUCGAUGCGGUCAACGCUCGUCUGGCUGCAGUGAGUGGAAAUGCCGAUAUAUUCAACAAUUUACGGGUUGAAACAUCGGUUGAGAACAACGAGAAACGUAACGGUGAUGCUGAGGUAAAUCCGACGAACAUGAAGAAGUUAUCGCAGGAUGAGGAUGCGAACGCAGGCGUUGCUCACGUAUCACGACCGAAAAUAACCACACAGCUAUCGAACGAACGCACCAAUAAGAGUAAUCGUUCGAUUACGCCAGGUUUCGGUGUACUGCGACGAGCGAAGGUUUUUUCGACUCUAUUAGAGUGUGUUCCGUUGCUUUUUUAA